CACCAACCCGCAUUACCUAUUUAUUAUUAUUAUUAAUAAACAAAAAACAAAAAAAAAAAACCAGAUCAUACUCCAGCAUAGGAAUUCUGAACGGCCAUUUCUCCUUAAAUAAGCGCCAACUCCCCAAAUCCCUUUGCUGAUUCUUCUGCUAAUCACUGUUUCCUAUUGAUAUGAGAGGAAUCCAUUACUUGUCAAAGCUGAAAGCUGCAAAUAUCCCUCCCGAAUUGCUAGAAAAAGGCCAAAAUCGGGUCAUCGAUGCUUCUCUCACGCUUAUUCGCGAGCGCGCUAAGCUUAAGGGAGAACUCUUACGCGCAUUAGGAGGUGUUAAAGCAUCUGCAACGCUUCUUGGAGUUCCUUUGGGACAUAAUUCAUCGUUUCUUCAAGGACCGGCGUUUGCUCCUCCGCGUAUUAGAGAGGCCAUUUGGUGUGGCAGCACGAAUUCGAGCACCGAAGAAGGUAAAGAAUUAAACGAUCCGCGGGUGCUAACUGAUGUUGGUGAUGUUCCGGUUCAAGAAAUACGAGAUUGUGGUGUGGAUGAUGAUAGACUGAUGAAUGUUAUUAGUGAAUCGGUCAAGCUAGUAAUGGAAGAGGACCCAUUGCACCCGUUAGUCUUAGGUGGUGACCACUCAAUAUCUUUUCCUGUGGUAAGAGCUGUCUCUGAGAAGCUUGGGGGACCUGUAGAUAUUCUUCAUCUAGAUGCCCAUCCUGACAUCUAUCAUUGCUUUGAAGGAAAUAAGUAUUCUCAUGCUUCUUCGUUUGCCCGAAUCAUGGAAGGUGGUUAUGCUCGGCGGCUUUUGCAAGUGGGUAUCAGAUCAAUAACAAAAGAAGGGCGUGAGCAAGGCAAACGGUUUGGAGUAGAGCAAUAUGAAAUGCAAACCUUCUCAAGGGAUCGGCAGAUGUUGGAAAAUCUGAAACUAGGGGAGGGUGUAAAAGGUGUGUAUAUCUCAAUUGAUGUGGACUGCCUUGAUCCUGCCUUUGCUCCUGGUGUAUCUCAUAUUGAGCCUGGUGGUCUUUCUUUCCGUGAUGUUCUCAACAUUCUCCACAACCUUCAAGCUGAUGUUGUUGCAGCAGAUGUGGUUGAAUUCAAUCCGCAACGUGACACUGUUGAUGGAAUGACUGGAAUGGUUGCUGCUAAGCUGGUAAGGGAACUGGCAGCAAAAAUUUCAAAAUGAUGUUACAGUUCCCUAUUGAGAUGUUCCAAAGCUAAUAAGUCCUUGCUCUCAACUCAUAAAGUUUGAGCAAGUGGCCCCAAGAUUCCAUCACACAAAAUUUUCCACCCUCUUUUCAAAGGCAUCACCGGAGGAAUUGCUGAACACUGACCUUCAAGUGAGAUAUCUGUCUCUUGUCACUCUAGUUCUCUGGUUGCUACAAAAUUUUGGUAAUAAUUAUUUUGUAUUCCACACCAGGCGUAUUGUUGUUCCUCUUCUCAUGAUUGAAAGUAAAAGAAGACUAAUAUUUUCGAGUUCAA
Messenger RNA from Populus trichocarpa (black cottonwood), 1468 nucleotides. RefSeq names its product arginase 1, mitochondrial. The coding region runs from base 171 to 1172 and encodes 333 amino acids. The record is from RefSeq and is a predicted model, not a curated record. Gene Ontology annotation, molecular function: agmatinase activity; metal ion binding. Lineage: Eukaryota; Viridiplantae; Streptophyta; Magnoliopsida; Malpighiales; Salicaceae. The transcript is spliced from 7 exons.